Molecule: messenger RNA, 1899 nt
Organism: Penicillium olsonii
Lineage: Eukaryota; Fungi; Ascomycota; Eurotiomycetes; Eurotiales; Aspergillaceae
Source: the annotation of a GenBank genome assembly
AUGUCGAUCCACGCCAAUGCCCAAUCUCCCUCUCACCCUUUCAGCAACAUCUCCUACCGCACGCGAUCCGAUCUUCAAGAUGCUUGCGCCGCAAUCCUCAAUCCACUAAAGCCCCUCUUCACGGAAGCAAACACGCGCAUCAAAGUAGGAACAUCGACAACGCGCUUCGACGAGGGGGGUGCCCAGAUAGAGGGAUAUGCAAGACCGCUAUGGGGUCUCGCAUCGCUCUUAGCAGGUGGUUCUGAUUAUGACGCCGAAAAUUGGCGCCGGGGACUCAUCAACGGGACGAACCCAUCGCACCCCGAGUUCUGGGGUGACAUUGAAGACAUGGAUCAGCGGAUGGUGGAAAUGUGUCCCAUUGGUUUCGCAUUGGCGGUUGCACCGGAGAUAUUUUGGAAUCCGUUGAGCGAGGAGGAGAAGAGCAAUGUCAGUGCUUGGCUGGGCAGUAUCAAUGACAAAGAGAUGCCGAACACGAAUUGGCUAUGGUUCCGCGUCUUUUCCAAUUUGGGGCUGAGAAAGAAUGGGGCACCGUACUCGCUUGCUCAGAUUGAGGCUGAUAUGGAUCAUCUGGAUACAUUCCACGUUGGGGGUGGAUGGAGUAACGAUGGCCCCAAGAGCCAUCACCAGAUGGAUUAUUACUCUGGAUCGUUUGCUAUUCAGUUUUUACAACUCCUGUACUCCAAGCUGGCGGGUGAUUUUGAUUCAGAGCGCGCUGAGCGAUACCGCCAGCGUGCGAGGGAAUUCGCGAUGGAUUUCGUGCACUACUUCGACCCCAAUGGCAGCGCGAUCCCAUUCGGUCGCUCUAUGACCUACCGCUUCGCCAUGGUCGGAUUCUGGGGCGCCCUGGGCUUCGCGGACGUCGAACUUCCAGCGCCGCUAACUUGGGGUGUUGUGAGAGGGAUUCUUAUGCGCCAUUUCAGGUGGUGGUCUACACAGAAGGAUAUCUUCAACAAUGACGGCACACUGAGUCUCGGGUACAGCUAUGCCAACAUGUAUCUGACAGAGAACUACAACUCGCCGGGAUCACCUUAUUGGUGUUGUCUCGCAUUCAUACCACUCGCGCUACCCGAGACACAUCCAUUUUGGACUGCGGAAGAAGAACCCUAUCCCGCUCUACCCGAGGUCGUUGCACUGCAUUACCCAAAGCAUAUUGCCAUCCGUCGCGGAGGACACUCGUUCAUCCUUUCGUCUGGCCAAGCAUGCCACUAUCCGCUCAAGGCAACACAGGCGAAAUAUGGCAAGUUUGCCUAUAGUUCUGCGUUUGGCUAUUCUGUCCCUACCGGAGGGUACCAGUUGGAGCAGCAUGCCCCGGAUAGCAUGCUUGCUCUAUCGGAGGACGGAGAGAUUUGGCAAACCAGAAGGCUGGCUCUCGAUGCACGUAUUGAGCAACGAGAUGGCCAGCCCAUCCUUAUCUCAGGCUGGAAACCAUGGUCGGAUGUCGAUGUCGAGACAUUCCUCAUUCCACCAACGGAAGAGAAUGAAAAUUGGCACCUACGUGUACACCACGUUCGCACGGGCCGUGACUUGCAAACCUCCGAAGGAGCGUUCGCUAUCUAUGGAUGUCGCAGCGAUAAUGGGCGUAUUCUUGGGCCCAUGGCCGAUGGUGAAGGGACCCUGCAGGAUGAUCGGUGUGGGCUGGUGGUGUCGUCGGCUGGCGCUGUGGGCAUCGCUGAACUUCACUCUACGCUUGAGCGUGUUGGAACUAUUGUCUUGGCCGAUCCUAACUCUAACAUCAUUCAUGGCCGUACGCUGCUGCCAUCGCUUUCGGUGAACCUUCAGGCCGGACAGGAUUGCUGGUUUGUAUCGGCUGUUUUUGCCAUGCCGGGACAGAAGGACUGGAAAGCGUGGGAGAAGAGACCUGUCAUCCCCCAAUGGGUGAAAGAGAUGGUCUUAGGAUAG